AUGGCUGGCCCAGGUGAUGGGCGGCAGUCGCCUAGUACCCAGGGAGGUACACAACCCGACACAAAAUCCUUUGUGACCUCCCGCGAGACGGGAGACGUCAUCCCAGACUCGCCGCAGAAUCCGGCUCUCACACCCAAGCCGUCCCCAUUUGCCAAAUCAUGGGUUCACUUCAUUGCAGGAGGUAUCGGCGGCAUCACGGCAGCCACCCUAACCGCCCCCCUCGACGUCCUCAAAACCCGACUCCAAUCCGAUUUCUACCAAGCCCACCUCAGAGCCUCGCGACCGGCGGUAGCCCUUAGCCCGGUCCGGGCAGCCGCCUUCCACCUCAGGGACACCAUGCAGAUCCUGGCGUCGGUCUACAAACUCGAAGGCCCCCGGGCGCUCUUCAAGGGCCUAGGUCCCAACCUCGUGGGCGUGGUGCCGGCCCGCAGCAUCAACUUCUACACCUACGGCAACGGCAAGCGGCUGAUCGCGCAGUACGCCAACAACGGCAAGGAGGCGGCGUGGGUGCACCUCGCCGCGGGCGUGGCGGCCGGCAUCGUCACCAGCACGGCGACGAACCCGAUCUGGCUCGUCAAAACGCGACUGCAGCUCGACAAGAACGUGGCGGAGCAGAGCGGCGGCGUGGCCAAGCGCCAGUACCGGAACAGCUGGGACUGCGUGCGGCAGGUCGUGCGGGACGAGGGCGUCAGGGGGCUGUACAAGGGCAUGAGCGCCAGCUACCUCGGCGUCGCCGAGAGCACGCUGCAGUGGAUGCUGUACGAGCAGAUGAAGCGCUACCUCGCGCGCCGGGAGGAGCGCAUCAUCCGCAGCGGGCGCGAGAAGACUUUCUGGGACCGGACGGUGGAUUGGACUGGCAAGGUGAACGCUGCGGGUGGCGCCAAGCUCAUCGCGGCUAUUUUGGCCUACCCUCACGAGGUCGCGAGAACAAGGCUCAGACAAGCGCCUAUGGCGGACGGAAGACUCAAGUACACGGGCUUGAUCCAGUGCUUCCGUCUCGUGUGGAAGGAAGAAGGCUUCAUGGGCCUCUACGGCGGCAUGACCCCUCACCUCAUGCGCACUGUGCCCAGCGCCGCCAUCAUGUUCGGCAUGUAUGAGGCGAUUCUACGCAUCUUCGACGUCUCCUCCAACGAGCGGUGA
Messenger RNA from Sodiomyces alkalinus F11, 1140 nucleotides. RefSeq names its product mitochondrial carrier protein RIM2. The transcript has 3 exons. Gene Ontology annotation, molecular function: pyrimidine nucleotide transmembrane transporter activity. Gene Ontology annotation, biological process: pyrimidine nucleotide import into mitochondrion. The record is from RefSeq and is a predicted model, not a curated record. NCBI's taxonomy places the organism in Eukaryota, Fungi, Ascomycota, Sordariomycetes, Glomerellales, Plectosphaerellaceae. Gene Ontology annotation, cellular component: mitochondrion. The coding region runs from base 1 to 1140 and encodes 379 amino acids.